This is a messenger RNA of Strongylus vulgaris, 672 nucleotides long. Lineage: Eukaryota; Metazoa; Nematoda; Chromadorea; Rhabditida; Strongylidae. The record is from the annotation of a GenBank genome assembly.
AUGCCCAUGUCAGCACCGAUGCCGCCGUCAGAUGGAUAUGCUAGUAGCAGCAGCUAUGGUGGAAAUGGCGGAAGCAUAGGAGGGGGCAGCUAUGGAGUUGGUGGUGCUGGUGGCGGUGGAAGUUAUGAAGGGAGUGGUAGAAGCUACAGCCGCGGUGGUGGUGGUGGCAGAUAUGCCAUCGCACCUAUGCCCAUGUCAGCACCGAUGCCGCCGUCAGAUGGAUAUGCUUGCAGCAGCAGCUAUGGUGGAAAUGGCGGAAGCAUAGGAGGGAGCAGCUACGGAGUUGGUGGUGCUUGUGGUAUCAGUUUUGGAGGCGGCACUGGCGGAGGAUAUGCCCAACCACCUCCGCCUCCACCACUUCUGCCUCUACUUCCUCCAGAAAAAUUUAGCAUUGGCGGCUUCUGUGGGGGUGGUGGUGGCACCGGUGGUGGCAGUUAUGGUGGUAGCAGCAUUGGUGAAGGCAGUUACGGAGAAAAAUAUAGCAAUGGCGGCUGCUAUGAAGGUGGUGGUAGCACCGGCGGCGGUAGUUACGGUGUUCGCUCAUCCCCACCCUCUGGAGAGUACUUGCAAUUACCAGCACCAAGAAAAUUACUUCAUAGUUUAACUGGGGAUACCCUGGUGGUGGUGGUGGUGGUGGAUAUAAACGACGGCGCUUCAGCGGCGCAAAAUUGA